This is a messenger RNA of Ylistrum balloti, 2526 nucleotides long. RefSeq lists its product as uncharacterized. The record is from RefSeq and is a predicted model, not a curated record. NCBI's taxonomy places the organism in Eukaryota, Metazoa, Mollusca, Bivalvia, Pectinida, Pectinidae. The coding region runs from base 1 to 1341 and encodes 446 amino acids. The transcript has a single exon.
AUGAAUAGACAGCGCAUCUUCAUGUUUUUGACUAUACUGUCGGCAGCCCUAACGCCGGCACUUGGAAAACAAUAUUCCUUGUCGGAGUCGUCCGAUUGGAGUGGCGUUCACGGGUCCAGUGAAACAUGUAUAAUAGCAAAUUAUUCUGAUGUAGUAAAUUUUGGAAUACCCGCUGGGUUUGGAGACGAUAAGUCAUUUUGGGUAGCGUCUGAACAUGUUCUCUCACAAUGGAUAAAACUGACAGGCUGUUUCACAGCGAAUGCCCUCCUCACCAAUGUAACGAAACAGACAUUUACAUCGGUUGAAAAAUGCUUGAUAUUUUGCAGUGGUAACUUUGGAAUAGCUGGUGAACAAUGUAUUUGCCAGGAUUCCUAUGUUCUGUCUUCAUAUGGUUGUUUAGGAUGGAAUUGUUCUGCAGAAGAUGAUGUAUUCUGUGGUGACACCGACAAAAAUCAUGGAAAGGACUGUGUAUGUGAUUACAGAUUGAUUGAUAUUAGUGUAAAGAAAUCAGAGAUGAUCGACGAUAUGUGUGUAGCCUACAAUAUCAAAAGUAAAUCUCUACAAGCACAUAAUUGCUCUGAUAAAUUACGCAAGCUUUGUGUCGAUGCGGCUAACAAUAAGGUUUAUCCAGAGACGAACCAACACAAGUGGUCAGAUGCAGGACGCAAUUGCUACAAAGACAAUAGACAAUUCUGUUAUUCUACAGACUUUGACAACGGAACUUUUAAUAAGUCGAAUGGAUUGUACUGGGUGGCGAUUUUUCGCGUCAGUCUUAGUUGGAAUGAUAUACCGUCCACUUCACUUUAUUGUCCUGCCGUUGAAAAGCGCAAUGGAAGCAUAAUACAUCUGAUGAGACAAUGUACCGAUCGUCUGCCGUCGUUAUGCAUUACAGAACAGGACAUUUUCCAUCACAUUUCUACUACAUCAAGAACAAGGUUUAAUCCUAUUGUCGCUGUUAUUGCUGUUAUCGUGGUUGUCCUGCUUGUAAUCUUCAUCUCCGCUUGUGUUGUAGUUAAGUUACGACAACGGAAGAGGGAGGGCGGGAAAAUACAGGAAUCAAGAAAGUCUUCCUUACCAAUGUGUCCUAAUGGUAACGAUGGCAACAGGCUCGAGGUAAAUUCUGGUAACAGCGACAACGAUAUUUACAACGUCCUACACGAAGAAAGACGAUAUCGUCCUAAUGACGAAGAGGACUUGUAUGACCAUGCAGCGGCAGACAACAACACUUAUGGUCAGUUUCAAAAGAGUCAAGUAACCUAUGGAGAAUCCCCUUAUGACACUAUGGCGGCUAUUCGUUGUACGGCGGGAGUGUAUGGGACAAAUUAUACGACAGAAAGUUAAUUUUAUUAGCCAGCGUAUUGAAGUUCCGAAUGAGCAGACUUGACGCUAUCUUAACCACACACGGGAAGAUGAUUGGUGGUUGAUAGAGAAUGGUGGAUGUGUUUGUAAUGCUGUGAUAUUAUGGAACAACCUUUGUCUUUGUGAGUAGUAUUUGUACAUAGGAAAGAACACACAGUUUGUGUAGUUUUCCGUCUGCUUUGGGCCAGGUAUAGAAUGAAAACGUAUCUAACUGUAAUUAUGUGCAGUUGAAACUCUCGAAAUUCGAGGGACCGUGGAAAAUAUUUCGACUCAGACGAAGUGUAUAAAUAAGGUUGACGAUAUCAGUUUUUUGACGUUGAUUACAGUUGAACCAAGUAGGGCUAUGAUAGCACGCAAACAGCGUAGUUUAAUCUGAUAUUUGAAAUGACAGCAUAUAAACAAGCACUAGACUUCACAAAUUAAUUUAACAAGUCCCAAACAUUUAAUAUAAAGUGAGGAAAUGAUGUGUUAGACACCGAAUCCUUACGCAACUGAAGUAGUAAAUUUGUUAAUGUAGCGACCAAUACCAACUUUUGGGGGUAUCUGCAGAAAUAUUUUAAUUGAUCUAAAUUUAUAUCUUAUGAUACGUCAAGAUUUUUUUUAUAUAUUAAAAAACCUGUCUAUCAAAGCCAUUUAAAGGGCCAGAGAAACGUAACCUUUAUAUGGUCUUUAAACGGAGAUCCAAGUAAUAUUACUUGAAUAGGGUUCGAAACUAGCGAUCUUGAUAGACAGGUAAUCAUUGUACAGCAGUGAUCUUUAUAGACAGGUACUUGUCGUAUAAUGUGACCUUAAUAGAUAGAUAAUUAUUGUACAGAGGUGACCUUUGUAGACAGGUUAUUUUAUUGUUUAGUGGUGACCUUAAUAGACAGGUACUUAUUUUAUAACGAUGACCUUAAUAGACAGGUUCUUAUUGUAUAGUGAUGACCUUAAUAGACAGGUACUUAUUUUAUAGUGAUGACCUUAAUGGACAGGUACUUAUUUUAUAGUGAUGACCUUAAUAGACAGGUACUUAUUUUAUAGUGAUGACCUUAAUAGACAGGUACUUAUUUCAUAGCGAUGACCUUAAUAGACAGGUUCUUAUUGUAUAGUGAUGACCUUAAUAGACAGGUACUUAUUUUAUAGUGAUGACCUUAAUAGACAGGUACGUAUUUUAUAGCGAUGACCUUA